This is a messenger RNA of Lactuca sativa (garden lettuce), 1991 nucleotides long. RefSeq lists its product as uncharacterized. NCBI's taxonomy places the organism in Eukaryota, Viridiplantae, Streptophyta, Magnoliopsida, Asterales, Asteraceae. The record is from RefSeq and is a predicted model, not a curated record.
GGGUUGAUGAACCCAGUUUGCUUAGUUGAAAACCACUCCGCGUGUAGAACAAACCCGGUUUGCUUCCGAAUAAUGAAGGAUCCGUUCAUACUUGUGCCUGUGACUAAGCUAAGUGAUGAUGAUGAUGGGCGAUUAGGUCGUUUUAUUGCUGUUAAUGUUUGUAUCAACUCUUCUUGAUAAUUGUCGAUCGUGACCUGUUGCUUUUUAGUCGAACGUGACCUGUCGCCGUUGCUCUCGGAAAAUUGGAAAUUUGUCGAUCACCUUCCCAUCUGAAAGUUGUCGAUCUCGGAAAAUUGGAAGUUUCCGCCAAUCUCCACUUAUGCUGUUAUCGAUCGCUCUAUAAGUAGAUUUUUCUCGAUCGCCUUUGUCCUACCAGUUACAAUUUAACUAUCAGAAUUCGGAAAUGUCUCAUAAGGUGCCAAUCCACUCUACUUCACUCCAAUCCAAUCCAAUCCAACACAAUCCAGGAAAGAUGUCACAAUUCUUAUUAAGAGAAACAUUGAAACGUAAGCAACAUACAAAUGUACGUUUCAUAAACAAACGUACCGAUGAUGCAAAAUCUGUUGGUAAUAUAUCAUCAUCAUCCAAUACCACAUUAUCAUCUGUUGGUACUGUAUCUGCCCCAACAUUUGUUUCACAUGUUGGUACUAUGGGUGCCACAUCAUCAACACAUGAAUCAUCCACCCAAUCAUCCUUGCCUACAUCAUCUAACCAAUCAUCUGUAUCUACAUCUGUCCAAUCAUCUACACCUGCAUCUACUACAUCAUCUAUACCUAGAUCCACAACAAAUGGUAGUGAAUCGGUUGAGGAAAAUAUUGGGAUUCAACAUCAAGGGUAUUUACUUGGAUCUACUGGACUGGAUGGGCGUCUAUAUAUUGGAGUACGAGAUAAGGAGUUAUUUCCUUCGGGCCCAUGUUCUUCCAUUAUCUAUGAAUCCUUUGGUGAAAGAGCUGAUUUAAACGGGUAUAGCUGGGCAACUUUAAGUGACGAGACAAAACUCCUUUAUUGGGACGAGUUUCAUAAAAAGUGCCAUUGGGAUGAUGCAAAAACUCCGUUAGUCCAAGCUUGUUGGGAAAAUAAGGCAAAGGAAAGAUAUAGACAAUAUAUCUACAAUAUAAGCUCAAAAUGGAAAAAGUCGACUCUAAAAAAAAAACCAGUAAAUAUAACAUCAGAAGUGUGGACAUCCUGGACUGCAAGAUGGAAUACUGAAGACUUCAAGAAGAAAUCAGAACAAAACAAAAAAAAUAGGCGUAGAGGUGUAGUUGAUGGACAAGCCCUUUCUACGCAUACCGGUGGAUCGGCUUCUCAUUCCAAGAUUGCUUCUGAUUUAAAGAAGCUUUGGGGACAUGAUCCGGCACACCAUGAACUAUUCUUGUAUACACACACUAAGAAUCACGAUGGAGUGACUUUUUUAGUUGACAAAGCUAAAAAAAUUCAUGAUGAUUUUAUGGAACAAUGUGAUCGGUUGGAAGCAAUAGGAGAGGAAAUUGAUGAGGACAAACUAUUUUAUGAUGUUGUUGGGGGACAUGAUCGAAAAAAGAGAUUAUAUGGAUUUGGCUCAUAUGGAAAGCGCAUUCGUUCUAGUAAAGGAUCUUCUGAAAUGCAUCGCGAACAAUACGAGGAUAAUAAUGCUGAGACAAAAGUCGAGAUUGAGAAUUUGAAGAAGUUGGUUGAGACGCAACGCGAACAAUAUGAGGAUAUUCAACAAAAAUAUGAGGAUGUUCAGCAAAAAUAUGAGGAUGCUCAGAAAAAGAAUGUGGAGUUUCAGCAGAAAAAUGUGGAUGUUCAAGCAAAGUUUGAACAACAACUCGCACAAGCAAUGAAUGUCAUUAACACAUUGAGUGAACAGGUCAAAAAUUUUAUUAAUCAAUGAUAGAAUAUUAUGUAUUAAAUAAUGUUUUACGUUAAAUUUGUAGCGACUUUUGAUUUUGAAAGAUGUAUCUUUUGAUGUAUUGGAUAUUUCUUUUAGUUUCUAUAGAAAUACUUUGUUA